CUGAGAAAAUCUGUCAAUUCAUCCGAGCUCAAACCCCGGCUGUGGAGUCUUUUGACUCAUCGUUAUUCAUUGAUAUUCAUUUUUCAUGAGCCACAAUAAAAAAAAUGAACAAUGGCUCCCAAACCAGUGAAAAAGGCCAAGAAGGUGACAACCGGGAGAAAGAAGCGGAAUGAAGAUGGCUCAUCCUCGAGCCAACCACCCCGCUUGACGUCCCGAGACAAUGAAACUUGGUGGGAAGAGAGAAAGGAGACCUCUUUCAUCAUUGAAAAGACCAUCGACCCAACCAUUGACAAUUACUUCAAGCUCUCCAAUGCCUUUGCCACGCUUGGAUGGGAAAAUAUGCUUACCCUUACCGGCACCUACUUUCCGGAACUUGUACGUGAGUUUUAUGCAAACAUCACCGAAAAGUCAAAGAAAAGGUUCUUAGUGAGAAGCUACGUUCGAGGCACGGAGGUGGAGAUCGAUCUCACCUACCUCCGCGAGUUCCUUGACCUCCGAGACCCAUCACAUCCCAUUCAUUACAUGAUCAACCGCAAGGGUGUGGUUGUCGACGACCGGGGUUACAAUAUUGAGGAGACAAAGGGGAAAUUUGGGGUUCGAGAUAUGCUCACCCGCUCAUUUGGUUUGCGGUGGAUUCGGGCGAGGCUCCUCAUCUACCUUAUCGGCUUCAACAUUGUUCCUAGGGCAAGUGGACUAAAUGAAAUCCGAAACAGCGACUUGUACCUAGUGGACAGGCUGAUUUUUGGUUUGCCGCGCAUUCAAAAGAUCGCCCUUGCACCCAUCAUCAUCAAAUGCAUACGGGAAGUCGUUGCCUCUUCACGUCGAGACAAGAACUUUGUCUUCCCCGUGCUUUUGUCUCGGAUCUUUAUAGCACAAGGAGUGAAUACGGAGGGAGCCGAACAGAGGUCGACAACACAAAGUGACGUCUUCGACCAUAACAAGAUGUCUACCCUGCGGUAUCAGUUCAUUGAUGGGGCUUGAAGGGUGAACCCGGAUUAUCACCGUAUGCCCACACCAGACGAGGAGACUAUCAUAUUUCCUGCGGGUUCAAACGGUCGGAGGAAAAAUACGUUCCCUUUGCGGGACAAUGACGACCCCAUGGCGGACCUCGAAACCGGGAGCGAGGAAGACAAUGAAGAAGAGGAGGAAGGGAGAGUGGCUCGGCGGCGCCCCAGGCCCAGGCAAAGCUUGAGGACGAUGGUGGAUGGGCUCGACCAACGCGUCCAUACUUUGGAAGAAGGCAUGCAUGAAGUAUUGCACUAUAUGCGUCGUUGGGCGGCAAACAACAAUAUCAGCCCACCUCGAAGAGAGAAUGACGAAAAUCUAGCCUAAUCGACACCCAUCUUCCUUUAAUUGCGUACUAGGCAUUAUUAUGACCUCAUUGCAUGCAGAGAACAUGGAACAACAAUACAACAUUGCUUUGAUUCAACAACAUUUGGUUUUCAAAAAAGAAAAGAACUACGCCAUU
Cuscuta campestris is the source of this 1468-nucleotide messenger RNA. Lineage: Eukaryota; Viridiplantae; Streptophyta; Magnoliopsida; Solanales; Convolvulaceae. The record is from the annotation of a GenBank genome assembly.